AUGGAAGAUACAACUCCGAAUCACAUUCCGCCACCCAUCUCCAGAGAUACUUUUCAAGCAGGCAGCAUGAAGCCACAUACAUACAGCAUGACCGCUAUCCGCGAUGCCAUUAUCGACCACCUGAACAGAUCCGAAGACGAGCUCACGGAGAGGCAAAGAUUGGCUUUGGAGAGAUACAAGUACCAAGGCAGCUGGAACAUGAGCCAGCCAACCAGUCUGGAAAAUCUGACCAAGUUCUACAACUUUUUCAAUGACAUCUUCUUCAAUGGCAUCUUAACAGGCUAUUGCAAGAUUGGAACUUACAAGGCUUUUCGUUUGAUACACGGGGAAGCAGCGCAAGAUCUUGAACAUGAGGACGAGUUCGCCGGCCAUGGGGAUUUUUGGCAGGCGAUAGCUAGCGAACUGGAGUUAGCAACCCGUGGGGAUAAGGGUGCAGCUCAUCAACUAUUCAACCUGCCGUUGGACUUGCAGAGGCAGACUUCAUUAUCAGCUGCCCUAUCAACUGGUGCAGAGUUACCUAAGGAGCCAGGACUUAGCAUGGUUCUGCGACAAUGGAGGUUCGAUUCUGGGGGUUUAUUUGAGGACUGUGAAAGACAGAGAGCGAUAAGGACAGCCUGGAGACGCGAGGCAGAAAUGGCCGUGAAAAGAUAUUUCCAGAUUGAGAGGAGAAACAUGUGUCUUACAAGCGGGUGGGUGGAAGGCAAUAAGUCUGAUUAUUAAAUCAACCUUUUCUUUUCAUGAGAUA
Molecule: messenger RNA, 745 nt
Organism: Mollisia scopiformis
Lineage: Eukaryota; Fungi; Ascomycota; Leotiomycetes; Helotiales; Mollisiaceae
Exons: 2
Coding region: 1-720 (239 amino acids)
Source: RefSeq, a predicted model, not a curated record